AUGUUCGAUCUGGCUCUUCCCAUAUCCUGCAAAGUAGCAACAGGGACCAAACCGGUCUGGGUCUCGAGAGUGUAUUCUUCAGGGAACACCGGGUUUUCCACAUUUUGUGGUCUGUUCACGUCAACAGCUGACACCUCUCUGGAAAGUCCUCUAUCUCGAAGAGACUUUGCUGUCUCUGUCUUGACCAUUCUUAAGGACUCUGAUCUGGAAAGCGUGGAAUUAAGCUCGCCCGAGAUUUGCGAGCGGGCAUCCUCCGGGUCGGUCCAGGUUCUGUUUGCCACAGCGGGCCACACAGAAACCAAUCCGGCAGAUCGGUUUCCGUCAUCACAGCAACCAUCGAAAGAGCAAUCCUUCGUGUGGGUUACAGUGUUGGCGACCAACUCUGAUGAACAAUACCUAACCGUUGGGUUUGUCCAGCAAUAUAUUGCGCAUUCUGUGGCCACCUGUCCCGUACCUUCUGCAAUUGCACUCGAGUUUCACCAGGAAAAUUACGCGGAAAUUUAA
Messenger RNA from Ogataea philodendri, 504 nucleotides. RefSeq lists its product as uncharacterized. Lineage: Eukaryota; Fungi; Ascomycota; Pichiomycetes; Pichiales; Pichiaceae. The transcript is spliced from 2 exons. Bases 1 to 504 code for a protein of 167 amino acids. The record is from RefSeq and is a predicted model, not a curated record.